AGGAACUUGAUGAACUACACACACUUUUGAACGACCUUCAUCCGAAACUCAGAUUUACAAUGGAAGUACAUGAGUCACAACUACCUUUUCUAGAUAUCUUACUAUGUAAAGACGGAAGAACAAUCUACACAGACAUCUACUACAAGGGAACAGACUCCCACCAGUACCUCGACUUCAACUCCUGCCAUCCCAAACACUGUAAGACCAACAUCCCCUACACAUUAGCUAGACGAAUUUGCACGAUUAUCGCCAACCAUGAAAUUCGUGAACAACGCUUGGAAGAACUUAGAAUAUUUCUCGUACGUCGAAACUAUCCAACAACCUUAAUUAACUCAAGCUUCGAAAAAGCGAAAGGCCAAACUAUCGAGGAAUUAAGAACACCAAAGGCGAAGGAACCCGAAGGUUAUUGGGAAAGUAAGGGAAACAGUGAAAGUUUUAAAUUUGUCAGACGAAUUAAGGAGUACAAUGGAGAAAACAAAUCUUAUUGUAACCAGACGACAACCGAAAAACUUAAAAGGAAUUUUAACGAAAGCGGAAUUUUCAACGUCCAACGCCACGCCAACUGUGACAAAGUGCAAUGAACCUCGUUGCGGCACAUGCCCUCAUAUAAUCACCGGGGACAAAAUUGAACUGAAGAAUGGAAAAACGUGGACGGUAAAAUAUGACAUGAACUGUAAAUCUAAAGGAGUUAUUUACAUCAUAAUAUGCCCAAAUUGCAACAGUUUCUACGUGGGAACGACUGAAAACCUCAGAAACAGAGUAACUUUGCAUAAGCAGCAUAUUAGACACGAAGAAUAUCGACAUUUAACCGUCAGUGAACACCUAUCUAAAUGUAGCAAAGGCAACUUUAACAUUAUGCCGAUCUAUAAGUGUAUCAACGCUAAUAGACUAAUAAGAGAGACCAAAGAGAAACAAAUAAUUAGAA
Molecule: messenger RNA, 925 nt
Organism: Dendronephthya gigantea
Lineage: Eukaryota; Metazoa; Cnidaria; Anthozoa; Malacalcyonacea; Nephtheidae
Exons: 2
Coding region: 60-581 (173 amino acids)
Source: RefSeq, a predicted model, not a curated record